This is a messenger RNA of Anopheles coustani, 3382 nucleotides long. It is a transcript of the gene ine, whose product is annotated as sodium- and chloride-dependent GABA transporter ine. Gene Ontology annotation, biological process: sodium ion transmembrane transport; neurotransmitter transport; glial cell growth. The record is from RefSeq and is a predicted model, not a curated record. Lineage: Eukaryota; Metazoa; Arthropoda; Insecta; Diptera; Culicidae. Gene Ontology annotation, cellular component: membrane. The transcript is spliced from 10 exons. Bases 175 to 2775 code for a protein of 866 amino acids. Gene Ontology annotation, molecular function: neurotransmitter:sodium symporter activity; osmosensor activity.
UACGGUUGUGUAGACAAGACAAAAAAGACAUCUAAUCCAUGCUGUGAUACGAAUUAGUUAAAAAUAACCCUUUGUGACUGUGAGUUUAUAGUGAAGCGCCAGAGUCGCGAUCCGUGCGAUCCUCGUACCACUUAACAAUCAGGCCAAUUUCUUCCGCUUUCCCAAUGAGGCACGAUGGAUUCGCAGGAGCAAAACCAGCUGGAAAUCCAGUCAGUGAAUCCGAUACCGAACCGACGCCCGAUAAACGAUCUACACUACAGCGCGAUCAACAGCAACUACCGGCAGCAGAGUAAGCUGAACAGUAACAACAGUGCACCAAAUGAAGAAGCGAAAGCUCUACUGCCGACGGUGGGAUCGAGCGGUCGAAAGUUCGUGAUCGUACCAUGUCAAACCGGAGGAGCUGUCACUGAUUCUGGAACUGGAGUCGGAACAGGAUCGUCUAAUGGAGGAGGGCAAACGGUUGUCCCGACCGGAGGUAAUCCGGGGACGAGUGCUAAUGUCGCAGGAGGAGGAAGUAGCAAACCAGAGCCGGGCGAUGGUUCCAUGUCCAGUGGACCAAGCUCGAUAACGGUCCCGACCGCGCCGGUUGGAUCGUACCUCAAACCCAAAUACUUCAAUAGCCUACGAUCAGUACGAUCAGCUCAUGAUCCCCAUGGACUGGGAAUGGCGCACCAGAAUCAGGCGGCGAUCGCCCGGAGUGGCUCGUACAUAUUCAGCGAUGUCGGAGGAACGCCGCGGCUAUUCUCCGACGCCACCUCCAUCCGAUCGCUGGCAUCGAUAGGCAUGGGAUCGACCGAUGGCCGGCGGAUGGUCAUCCGGAGGGUACCGAACUCCCCGAACGAGCUGCUAACAAUGAUCAACCCACCGACGCCACCAGAGGAACCGUUCGAGAAUGAAAGCUAUGGCGGCGUCUCGGAUGACUCCGAUCUUGAUAAUCUCAAACCGCGUAAGCAGCACUGGGCGAACAAGAUGCAGUUCGUGCUCGCCUGUAUCGGAUACUCGGUGGGUCUCGGCAACGUGUGGCGAUUUCCGUAUCUGUGUUAUAAGAGUGGCGGAGGAGUGUUUCUGGUGCCCUACUUCAUCAUUCUCCUGAUCUGUGGAAUCCCGAUGCUGUUCAUGGAACUGGCCGUCGGUCAGUACACGGGUCGGGGACCGAUCGGUGCUCUCGGGCAACUUUGUCCGCUGUUCAAAGGUACCGGUUUGGCGAGUGUGGUCGUUUCAUUCCUGAUGUCCACGUACUACAGUGUGAUUAUUGCGUAUGCAAUCUACUACUUCUUUACCUCGUUCCGGCCGGACCUGCCGUGGACGGACUGUUCGCACCGCUGGAACACGCCCGACUGUUGGAUCCCGGAGCGCCUGAAGCACAACUUCACGCGCCCCGACAUGUCCCGUACGCCAACGGAGGAAUUUUUCGAGAAUAAAGUGUUGCAGAUUAGCCACGGUAUCGAGUAUCCGGGCGGGAUGCGCUGGGAGUUGGUGGCGUGCCUGGUAUGCGCCUGGAUUCUGGUGUACUUCGCCAUCUGGAAGUCGAUCAAAUCCUCGGCCAAAGUGCGCUACCUAACGGCGACCCUUCCGUUUGUGCUGAUCGUGGUGUUUCUGGGCCGCUCGCUUACGCUUGAAGGCGCUGACAAGGGUCUGCAUUACUUCUUCCGUCCCAACUGGCAGGAAUUGGGUCGGGCAAACGUGUGGAUAAACGCUGCCGCACAGAACUUCAACUCGAUAGGUAUUGCGUUCGGAUCGAUGAUUUCGUUCGCGAGCUACAACAAGUACAACAACAAUAUCCUGCACGACACGCUGGCUGUGUCGUUUGUGAACGCUGUCACUAGUCUGCUGGUUGGAAUCUUUGCCUUCGCCACCAUCGGCAACAUUGCGCUGGAGCAGAACUCCACCGUGGAGGACGUGAUCAGUGGCGGUCCGGGGUUGAUCUUCGUCGUGUACCCCCAGGCGUUGGCGAAGAUGCCCGCCGCCCAGCUGUGGGCUGUACUGUUCUUCUUUAUGUUGCUCUGUUUGGGUUUGAACAGUCAGUUUGCCAUCGUUGAAGUCGUGGUCACUUCUAUUCAGGAUGCUUUCCCACGCUGGAUCAAACGGAAACUUGUCUACCACGAGCUGCUGGUGCUGAUCGUGUGCGUUGUGUCGUUUUUUGCGGGUCUCCCAAACCUGAUACAAGGUGGGAUAUACUUCUUUCAGCUGAUCGAUCACUAUGCGGCCUCAAUAUCGAUCAUGUUUCUGGCAUUCUUCGAGACGAUCGCAAUCGCCUGGUUCUACGGCAUCAAUCGACUGUCGAAGAACGUCAAACAAAUGACGGGACGGUAUCCGUCGUUAUAUCUACGGUUCUGUUUACUGGUCGCUGCACCGUUACUGUUGAUCUCCCUGUGGAUAUUCAGCUUAAUAAAUUAUGAGGCUCCAACGUACCAUAACGGAAAGUAUCACUACCCCGGAUGGGCCCAUGGACUCGGUUGGGCCAUCACGUCCGCCUCACUGGUUUGCAUUCCAUCGUACGCCGUAUACCAGAUCGUUCGUGCCGAAGGCAGCACGUUUGGCGAGAAACUUCUCAACACGUUGAAGCCGAACAUUUACGAGUGUAAAAUCUGUGGCGAGCAUCACUGUGACCACGAUUUCCCCGACGAGGAUAUGGGCCCGGAGAUGGCCAUCCUCGAGUCGACAUCCGGAGCGCCACUGAUCCUGCAGGCGCCACCACCCGGGAACAUGCAGCAGUCCCAACAUCCCACCAACAAUGUUCCACACAAUACAACCUCCAACGGCGACACACGAUAACCGUGGUGCCAUGGAAUCGGCGAAUUGGAGCAAUUUUAGAUAAAGUAAAUAUUAAUGGAAAGAAAAAGUUUAAAACCCACAACGGUAAACAAACCCACGCGCGGAUAAAAGACAACUCAGUAAUAUUAACGAAGAAUCACCAUUUAGUUACCAUUCGAUCGUGAUAGGAAGAUAGGAAACACACUGCUGACGGUGUAGUGAGGCGCGUGCCCUUGCUGGACAAUAUGUGCACACAGAAAAACCGUACGUACGCGGGUGAUGCGACCGUACGUCGAACGAGCCAUUUUAAUAGUCCCCCAGAAUCGUGUUAGUGACGACCGAAACAACCCGCUACAUUAACGCGUGUUCAUGUUCUUGGCGUGGCGUUCAAGAGCAGUUUUAGUUUGUUGCAUUAGUUUCGUUAGUCUUUUAUUUCUUCCUCUAGCAUGUAACGAUCGGGCUCCAAGAGCCCGGGAUCCGUCGGUUAUAUAGAUUUCCAAUUUUGUUCGUUUGAGACAAACCAAGUUAGUCGAAGCCGAAAGUGGAUGAAUGAAGAUGUACGAUAUUUGUAAAUCCAUGCUAGGUUCGUUGCUAAACAAUAAUAAAUACAUGAAAUAACUAUGAGUCU